Nicotiana attenuata is the source of this 658-nucleotide messenger RNA. Its product is annotated as early nodulin-like protein 1. The record is from RefSeq and is a predicted model, not a curated record. The coding region runs from base 22 to 618 and encodes 198 amino acids. Gene Ontology annotation, cellular component: plasma membrane. The transcript is spliced from 2 exons. Gene Ontology annotation, molecular function: electron transfer activity. Lineage: Eukaryota; Viridiplantae; Streptophyta; Magnoliopsida; Solanales; Solanaceae.
AAUUCUCUCUAGCUAGUGAUUAUGGCUCUUUUUCGAUUUAAUGCAUUAAUUUUCUCUCUUGUUUUUACCUCCAUAUUUGCUACUACUAUUUUUGUGUCAUCUUUUCAGUUUGAAAUUGGAGGUGAAAUUGGUUGGAGUAAACCAAUUGGUAAUGAGUCUGAAACUUACAAUGAAUGGGCUGCUAAAAAUAGAUUUCAUAUUGGAGAUUCCCUUUAUUUCAAGUACAAAGAUGACUCGGUGCUAGAAGUCACUCCAGCUGAUUACCUAAACUGCAACACAUCAAACCCAAUUUCCAAAUUUGAAGACGGAGAAACAGUUUUCAAAUUUAACCGUUCUGGGUUUUUUUAUUUCAUAAGUGGCCACAAAAAUCAUUGCAAAUCUGGCCAAAGACUUAUAAUACGUUUAAUGCACCCUUUUGAAUCUGAAACUGCUUCGCCGGGGACUGCCCCGGCGAUGGCACCAACAGUGGCGGCUGGUGGCGGUGAUGACGGCGGAGAUGGUUGGGCUUCUGACUUCUUGGGACCCCCUGCAAUUAAUUCUACUAUUACACUUUCUGUUUUCAGUUAUUUUGUUACUGCUCUUGGUGGUGUUAUCGUCUUUUUUUAUUUGCUUAUGUAGAAGAAUUAAUUAGUCUAUGAUUAUUUUCAUGUUUUUAUAA